AUGGCAUCCGCGACGACAUUCUACGACUUCAAGCCCGUCGACAAGAAGGGCGAACCCUUCGACCUUGCCUCCCUCAAAGGCAAAGUCGUCCUCGUCGUCAACACCGCCUCCAAAUGCGGCUUCACUCCUCAAUUCAAAGGCCUCGAGAACCUCUACCAGUCCAUCAAAGCCAAGCACCCCGAAGACUUCACCAUUCUCGGCUUCCCCUGCAACCAGUUCGGCAGCCAAGACCCCGGCUCCAACGACGAGAUCCAGUCCUUCUGCCAGGUCAACUACGGCGUCACCUUCCCCGUGCUGGGCAAGUUGGAUGUCAACGGCGACAAUGCAGCGCCCGUGUGGACGUGGAUGAAGGAGACGAUGCCUGGACUUAUGGGGCUGAAGCGCGUCAAGUGGAAUUUCGAGAAGUUUUUGGUUUCCGCUGAUGGGAAGGUCGUUGGGCGCUGGGCUAGUAUUACCAAGCCUGAGUCGCUGGAAGCAACGAUUCUGAAGGAGAUUGAGAAGGCUCAGAAGGAGGGGACGGCCGCUUCGACGAGGAAGGGUGAGGGAAAGGCUACCGAGCAGGCUACUGAGCAGGCUACUGAGCAGGCUAAAUUGUCGUAG
Messenger RNA from Aspergillus lentulus, 600 nucleotides. RefSeq names its product glutathione peroxidase. Lineage: Eukaryota; Fungi; Ascomycota; Eurotiomycetes; Eurotiales; Aspergillaceae. The record is from RefSeq and is a predicted model, not a curated record. Gene Ontology annotation, molecular function: peroxidase activity. Gene Ontology annotation, biological process: cellular response to oxidative stress.